Marmota monax (woodchuck) is the source of this 1249-nucleotide messenger RNA. RefSeq names its product fragile histidine triad diadenosine triphosphatase (gene Fhit). Bases 486 to 935 code for a protein of 149 amino acids. Gene Ontology annotation, molecular function: ubiquitin protein ligase binding; bis(5'-adenosyl)-triphosphatase activity. The record is from RefSeq and is a predicted model, not a curated record. NCBI's taxonomy places the organism in Eukaryota, Metazoa, Chordata, Mammalia, Rodentia, Sciuridae. Gene Ontology annotation, biological process: purine nucleotide metabolic process; diadenosine triphosphate catabolic process; negative regulation of proteasomal ubiquitin-dependent protein catabolic process. Gene Ontology annotation, cellular component: nucleus; plasma membrane; cytoplasm. The transcript is spliced from 10 exons.
GUGAGGCCAUUUGGGAAUUGCAGUCCCAGCCUGCUGUGUCCCUGUCAGAGAGUUUUUGCACUCAGACCCCCAAGUCCCUCUGGAGGCCAUCCCAGUGGGCACACGCUCGGGUAGCGCUCCAGCCCCGCGCUCCUUCCCUCUUUCAUUCCCAGCUGCCAAGACCUUGGAAGCUUUGAAACUCAGCAAAGAAGGGAUAUCCAUCCAGAGCGGUCUGUAAAGGUACUGUCCCACUAUACUUCUCAUAACAAUGCAAGGAAGUCUCCAAUUUUGGAUGUGAGGAAACUGAAGCCCAGGGAAGGCAAAUGGCUGGCCCAAAGCUGCACAGUUCACAUGGUGAGCAGAGGACCUGGAAUCCUGAUGCAGGUCUCUCAUGGUAUCCUAGGACAACCUGCUGACCUUAACUCCUCUACAAAAAAAUCUGUGCAUCCAGCCACUGAGAACUCCAAGGAAGCAGCAGUAGUCUAAAAGACCUCAAGUGUAAGGAAAUGUCAUUCAGAUUUGGCCAGCAUCUUAUCAAGCCCUCUGUGGUGUUUCUCAAAACGGAGCUGUCCUUUGCUUUUGUGAAUAGGAAACCGGUCGUACCAGGACAUGUUCUCGUGUGCCCACUGCGGCCAGUGGAGCGCUUCCAAGAUCUGCAUCCUGAUGAAGUGGCCGAUUUGUUUCAAGUGACCCAGAGAGUCGGGACAGUGGUGGAGAAGCAUUUCCAGGGGACCUCUCUGACUUUUUCCAUGCAGGAUGGCCCCGAAGCCGGACAGACUGUGAAGCACGUUCAUGUCCACGUUCUUCCCAGAAAAGCUGGAGACUUUCGCAGGAAUGACAGCAUCUAUGAAGAGCUCCAGAAACAUGACAAAGAGGGAGUGGACUCCCCAGCCUCCUGGAGAUCAGAGGAGGAAAUGGCGGCAGAAGCUGCAGCUCUGAGGAUCUACUUUCAAUGACAGGCAUGAAAGUAACUCAAACAAAUCCCAAGGCAUAAGGAAAUGGGCCUCGUUCUCUAGGACUCUGCGGCAUUGGAAAUGAAGCUAAGCAGACUUUAUUACAUCCUACGAUUCUGCAACCUUUUGCGAAGCAUUUUAUUGCACUUGUGGAAGCCACUGGGGUUAUGUUUCAAUCAUGAUGACUGACAGGCUGGCUUCAAAACAAUGGCAUCCACAACCUUGCCACGCAUUUCUCUUCACGCUAUGUACUUAGAAUAGAACGUUUCUAAAUUGUCCCUUAGCCUGGAUGAAAAUAAAAUGGUCCUUAAAAUAUU